This is a messenger RNA of Neurospora tetrasperma FGSC 2508, 238 nucleotides long. RefSeq lists its product as uncharacterized. The record is from RefSeq and is a predicted model, not a curated record. Lineage: Eukaryota; Fungi; Ascomycota; Sordariomycetes; Sordariales; Sordariaceae. The annotation marks the transcript as partial. The transcript has 2 exons.
CGCUUUUCAGGAACACAAAUCGAUGCAAUUCACUGUUAGCAAGACAUGUGCUCAUGGCGCCGAAUCAAGGCGGGCCCUUCUGCCCAAUCAACAGCCGACAUCCGACAGCCCUUUUGCUCAUUCCACCUUCUUAUACUCAAAAGACGCGCAUCAGCUCGAUCGUGCACACCACAACGAUACGGUAUGAUGCCAGAGCGCGGGGUGCGCUUCCCGUCUAUCGUCUGAUGGGGUGCCUUGA